This is a messenger RNA of Colletotrichum aenigma, 1068 nucleotides long. RefSeq names its product Mitogen-activated protein kinase (gene MAPK). The transcript has 4 exons. Gene Ontology annotation, biological process: protein phosphorylation; intracellular signal transduction. NCBI's taxonomy places the organism in Eukaryota, Fungi, Ascomycota, Sordariomycetes, Glomerellales, Glomerellaceae. The record is from RefSeq and is a predicted model, not a curated record. Gene Ontology annotation, cellular component: nucleus; cytoplasm. Gene Ontology annotation, molecular function: MAP kinase activity; ATP binding. Bases 1 to 1068 code for a protein of 355 amino acids.
AUGUCGCGCGCGAAUCCCCCCAACGCUUCGGGAUCCCGAAAGAUUUCGUUCAACGUGAGCGAACAGUAUGACAUCCAGGAUGUCGUCGGCGAGGGUGCCUACGGAGUCGUCUGCUCCGCGAUACACAAACCAUCCGGCCAAAAGGUGGCCAUUAAGAAGAUCACGCCGUUCGACCACUCCAUGUUCUGUCUCCGUACCCUGCGUGAGAUGAAACUCUUGAGAUACUUCAACCAUGAAAACAUCAUCUCCAUUCUCGACAUUCAGAAACCCCGAAGCUACGAGACCUUCAACGAGGUCUAUCUAAUCCAAGAACUCAUGGAGACGGACAUGCACCGCGUAAUCCGAACUCAGGACCUAUCCGACGACCAUUGCCAAUACUUUAUCUACCAGACUCUGCGUGCCCUGAAGGCCAUGCACUCGGCCAACGUUUUGCACCGUGAUUUGAAGCCCUCCAACCUGCUCCUCAACGCCAACUGCGACCUGAAAGUCUGUGACUUUGGUCUGGCACGUUCCGCGGCGUCGCAGGAGGAUAACUCAGGCUUCAUGACGGAAUACGUGGCGACGCGAUGGUACCGCGCGCCAGAGAUUAUGCUGACGUUCAAGGAGUACACGAAAGCUAUUGAUGUGUGGUCGGUCGGCUGCAUCUUGGCGGAAAUGCUUAGCGGAAAGCCCCUGUUCCCCGGCAAGGACUACCACCACCAAUUGACACUCAUCCUGGAUGUACUGGGAACUCCAACCAUGGAGGAUUACUACGGAAUCAAGUCCCGCCGCGCCAGAGAGUACAUUCGCUCUCUUCCCUUCAAGAAAAAGGUUCCCUUCCGGACUUUGUUCCCCAAGACGUCCGACCUGGCUCUCGAUCUUCUCGAAAAGCUCCUCGCAUUCAACCCUGUUAAGCGCAUCACGGUCGAGGACGCUCUGAAGCACCCCUACCUUGAGCCGUACCAUGAUCCCGACGAUGAGCCUACCGCGCCUCCCAUUCCGGAGGAGUUCUUUGAUUUUGACAAGCACAAGGACAACCUAAGCAAGGAGCAGCUCAAGCAGUUGAUUUACCAGGAGAUUAUGCGGUGA